AUGUCUGACGUUAGCAGGUACCAUAUCGCAGACCCAAGUGACUACCUUAUCAUCACCGGCGCUGGUAUCGAGGAUGUCAGGGUUGUCAAAAAGGUAUUCGUGUAUCCGUGGCAAAGGGUCACGAGAAUAAAGAUAACGCCGUUUGAUUUUUCUCUGUCGUUGCAAGCAAUGACCAUUGAGAAGCUGCAAUUUUCUCUGCCUGCCGUAUUCACUAUUGGUCCAGACGAUAACCAAGAAUCUCUCCGCAAAUAUGCAAAAAUUUUGUCCGGAGCAGGCAAGAUCUCGUUCCGUAGACGUGCGACGGCCGUGGCGGGUGGCGCCCAUGUCCAAGACACUGUCAAAGGCAUUAUUGAGGGUGAAACCCGGGUCAUCAUCUCUGGCAUGUCCAUGGAGGAGGUAUUUCGGGAACGUCAGGUCUUCAAGCAAAAGGUUAUUGAGAAUGUUCAAAGCGAAUUAAACCAAUUUGGAUUGCGCAUCUACAACGCCAACGUAAAAGAGCUGCAAGAUACGCCUGGAUCCGAAUAUUUUGCUUUUCUCAGCCGCAAGGCGCACGAGGGCGCAUCUAACCAAGCUCGGAUUGACGUGGCGGAGGCCAGCAUGCGCGGCCGCAUCGGCGAGGCAGAAAAGGAAGGCCGAGCCAAGCAGGAGAUUUCCAAGAUUGAUGCCGAGACUGCUGUGCUCGAGACGCAGCGUAAGAGCGAAAAAGCCUCGGCGGAUGCCCAGCUCACAAACAAGCAGACUGAGCUCAACAUGGGCAUCAAUCUGGCCAGGAUCAAAGCACAGCGUCAAGCCGAAGCAACAGAUGCGGAAUUACAGCGCGAAGUCGAGCAAAAGCGCGCGGAAAUGGAGCUAGAACGACUACGUGCGACAGAUGUCACAAAGAGCAAGAUUGAGAAAGAAUCGGCGCAGCAAAAGGCCGAUGCGGAUUAUUACACCCUCGUAAAGAAUUCGGAUAGUUCAAUGUACAAGGAGAAAACAAAGGAAGCCGAAGCGCUCUUCUUCUCAAGACAAAAAGAAGCUCAAGGUCUAUCCGAAAUGGCCAAAGCAUAUAGCCUUCUCAUGCAAUACCUCAUGCUGCAAAACAACGUCUACGAGAAACUCGCUAAUGCCAACGCCGCCGCUAUCCAAGGCUUGCAGCCCAAAAUCACCAUCUGGAAUACCGAUUCUUCUGGCUCUGGCACCGCAUCAAACACGGACUCGGCUGCCGCCAUCCGGAAUCUAUAUCAAUCUCUUCCGCCACUAUUCAGCACUAUUAAUGAGCAGACGGGCCUCGCACCGCCCACUUGGCUCGCGCAGUACCAGCCGUCUCAACAAUAUCAAUAUCAGCAGGGCGCUGAUGACAUCGAUUUGCGUCGUAGUGAUGGUAGUCUUACCGCCAGUUCAAAGAAGCCUGUGGUCAAUGGCGAGUAGGGGUCUCGUGACUGGAUGAACCGUAAGAUACGUAAACGAGGAGAUUUUG
Xylona heveae TC161 is the source of this 1459-nucleotide messenger RNA. Its product is annotated as flotillin domain-containing protein. Gene Ontology annotation, biological process: protein localization to plasma membrane. Lineage: Eukaryota; Fungi; Ascomycota; Xylonomycetes; Xylonales; Xylonaceae. Gene Ontology annotation, cellular component: plasma membrane. The coding region runs from base 1 to 1410 and encodes 469 amino acids. The record is from RefSeq and is a predicted model, not a curated record. The transcript has 6 exons.